Molecule: messenger RNA, 1758 nt
Organism: Trifolium pratense (red clover)
Lineage: Eukaryota; Viridiplantae; Streptophyta; Magnoliopsida; Fabales; Fabaceae
Exons: 3
Coding region: 197-1336 (379 amino acids)
Source: RefSeq, a predicted model, not a curated record
UUGUCUUUGUAUAAAAACCCUGAAACAAACAUCAUCGUAUUACUAGCAGAUGCAGCCGGUGCCGCUUGACACCUGUUGGAGUCGCCGGAAAACGAAAUCGUCGGAAGCUAGAAGCAGUGAGAAAGUCGAAUCGAGUCCAGGUAAUCGAAGAUAACUUUUUUCUGGUGGUGGAGAGUGAUCAACGAGGAUCUUAGCAAUGAGGAGGAUGGCGGUAAACUGGGCUAACUUAGAAGAUUUUCCUCUUAGUUUGGUUCUUGACAAGUUGGAAGAACACAUAGAUCAUGUUAGGUUUGGUGCAGUCUGCAAGAAUUGGCUAUCAAUUGCAAAACUCAGCCAUCAAAACCAUCAAUUUAGGGUUAAUAUACCACCCAUGGUCAUGAUUGUCGGAAAUGAAUCCUUUAACUCCAAGAGGAUAUCCUUGCAUAGCAUUCUAAGUCAAAAACACUACUCCAUUCAAUUUCCAUCCAUCAAAUUUCAAGUCACUUGUGCUGCUUCAUUUGGUUGGCUUUCGUUUGUCCACGAUAACGGUGACAUAACUCUACUCAAUCCUUUUAAGUAUACUAGUAUACCUCCCAUUAGUCUGCCACCUCUCGGUUCGUCCUCUUCCAAAUCUCUCUGCAUGGUUACCUUGUCUGCUGACCCCAUUACAAGCCCAAAUGAUUAUGACAUUGCAGCAAUUUAUGACCUUGAUCAUCUUGCUUUGAAAAGAGCGAACCAACCAUUUUGGAUUCCUAUACUUAACAACCCAACUCCAAGACGAUUUUCUUUCACAGAUGUUGUAUUUCAUAAAGGCCUGAUAGUUGCUGCAGACCUCGGACACAGAAUUGUAUCCUUCAAGCUCAACAAUCUUCCUCCCGAUGACUUAAAUGACCCUAAUUUUACUUACUAUGAGAAGUUAGCUACUACCGAAUAUUAUAAUCAUAUUCCAUCCCAAGAUUAUUGUGGAUUUGUUUAUUUGGUGAAAUCAUUGCACGGAGACUUAUGGUUGGUGAGAAGAAAUUUUGAAAUCAUCCUGAAUAAGCUUUCAUAUACAAUUGAUGUUUACGAAUUGGAACUGGACGUCCAGAAUGGAAAACUUGUACAAAUUAACAAACUUGACAGUUUGGGAGACAACAUUUUAUUUAUCGGAUUCUGUGGUGAUUCGUUUUCUGUGCCCACUUCUUGUCUCCCCAACUGCAAAAAGGAUUCAAUUUUUUUUCUUUGUGGCAAUUUUAUGGAAGAUUUUGGGAUGGGGAUUUAUAAUGUCGAGGAUGGAAGUUGUCAGAGACUAUCUUUACCACUUUCCUCCGAGCUGAUGCAAUAUUCUUGGAUUGUACCACAAUUUCAGUGGGAUUGAUUGAUUGACUGAUCAGUUCAUCUUUGAGUUAGGCCAUUCUUAUCUGAUUGUUAACGUAAUGCUGCUUACCAAGCAUCUGCGAUGAAGUUGGAAUCUCAUCCAAGUUUCACAUGAUGGUUUAAUAUUUAUAUUUAUAUUUAUAUUUAUAUUUAUAUUUAUAGCAAUAACAAUGGUCUUUGAAAGACUACCUUCUGGUAUUUAUCUUUUGAGAAUUGUGCUCACAUUGCUGUGCUGUCUUUCUUGUUGCCUUGUCUUCCAUGUAUUUGGGAAGAGUUUCCAUUUGUACUUUUAAUACUUUGUUGUGUAUGAUUUGUUCUGAUUUGAUUUGGCACUUAUCAUUAUCAUUAUGGAAAAAUAUUUGCUUGGUCACAAAUAUUUGAACACUCAAUUAACAAUACAUACAAUUUAAUUAUUCCUCGUCA